Acanthisitta chloris (rifleman) is the source of this 495-nucleotide messenger RNA. RefSeq names its product proline-rich acidic protein 1 (gene PRAP1). The record is from RefSeq and is a predicted model, not a curated record. The transcript is spliced from 3 exons. NCBI's taxonomy places the organism in Eukaryota, Metazoa, Chordata, Aves, Passeriformes, Acanthisittidae. Bases 1 to 495 code for a protein of 164 amino acids.
AUGCGGAUCCGCAGCAUCAGCAUCCUGCUGGGCGCUGCCCUCCUCCUGUUGGCACCCAGCGGCACCCAGGCUCUGAGCCUCGCCAGGAGGAAGGACCUGGCGGCAGUGCAGGAUUUGGACAAUGAAAUCAUCCUGGGCAUAGGAGCUGUGGAGUCACCAGAGAAGGGUGAACUCUCUAAACAGGUGGUGCCAGGUAUAAAGGUCUUCUCCAGCAGUGCCUGGGCUCAGCAGGGCCAGCCCCAAGUCCAGGCAGGACCAGAGGAGGACCGUGACCACCUCCAGCACCCCCAGGAUGAUGCCAGGGAGGCUGAUGCCCUCAGGCUGCCAUGGAUGAUGUCCCUGGAGGUGCAGAAUGGCCCAGAGGAGGACCGCGACCACCUCUACCACCCCCAGGAUGAUGCCAGGGAGGCUGAUGUCGUCAGACAACCACGAAUGCUGUCCCUGGAGGUGCAGAACGGCCCGGAGGAGGAUCGUGACCAUCUCUACCACAGCUGA